Molecule: messenger RNA, 1059 nt
Organism: Rotaria sp. Silwood1
Lineage: Eukaryota; Metazoa; Rotifera; Eurotatoria; Philodinida; Philodinidae
Source: the annotation of a GenBank genome assembly
GAACAUGAAAUUCUUCCAAUAACAGAUGGCUAUCGUUUAUCAUUAGUUUAUAAUAUUGUCGUCAAUAAAAAAAAAUCACAUUUAUGUGCAAAAAUACCAUCUCCUCCUUUAAAUGAAAAAUAUGUUCAAAAUGUUUGUCAAGCUUUAAUAAAAUGGUCUAAAACUAUGAAUAGUCCAACAAAAUUAAUUAUUCCUUUAAAACAUAAAUAUACAAAAGCAAAUAUGUCGCCAAAUUUAUUAAAAAAAGCUUAUAACUCAAAUGAUCCACUAGAGAGAACAAUUGGAGACACAGAUGUUGAAAAUUUAAAACCUCUAUAUGAAAUAAAUGACAAUUAUUUUCAAAAAAUAUGUGAAAUAUUUCAUAUGCCUAGAACAUCUGUUAUCUCAGUUGAUGAAACAGAUUUUAUAAAUAAAGAACCAGAAUGGAAAUCAUUAGAACCAUUCAAAAUCGUCGAAGAAGAAACAGGUAAUGAAGGCACCAUAGAGAAAUAUUGGUAUCGUAUGGGUAUUUUAUUAUUAAUUCCAUAUAAUUGGAAAUGGUGUUUACUCAACGAUGAUUUCAUACUAGAUGGAUUUUAUAAAAUGUGUCAAGCUGUAAAAAAUGAUGAAAAUCAAAUAAAACUAAAACAAGCAUGUAUUGAAUUAGUUAAUUAUAUUUUAUAUCGUAUGAACAGACGAAGAUAUGAAUAUCUUGAAAAUUUUGAUUCAAGAGAAUUGCUUAAUUCCCUAUUAUUGCUAUAUAAUUUAAAACUCGAUGAUAAUCAAUCUGUUUUAAAUGCUCUUAUUUCAACAAUUAAAAAUCAUUCAUUUACUCAAGGUCUAUUUUGAAGUCCAUUGUCGUCAACAUGGUUUAUUUCUUUAUAUGAAUUGUGUUUAACUAUGUUAAAUCGUGAAAUAACAAAAGAAACCAGUCAAAAACAUAAAGAAUAUUUUAGGUUAAGACAGCAAUUACUUGACAUGAAAGUUUCAAUCGUACAAGAUCAAGCAAUGUUAACAACACAAACUACUUACACUGAUAAACUGGAUGAAAAUUCAGUUAAAAGAAUAAAAACACAUUGA